Messenger RNA from Fonsecaea erecta, 534 nucleotides. RefSeq lists its product as hypothetical. The transcript is spliced from 2 exons. The coding region runs from base 1 to 534 and encodes 177 amino acids. Gene Ontology annotation, cellular component: mitochondrion. Gene Ontology annotation, molecular function: fatty acyl-CoA hydrolase activity. NCBI's taxonomy places the organism in Eukaryota, Fungi, Ascomycota, Eurotiomycetes, Chaetothyriales, Herpotrichiellaceae. The record is from RefSeq and is a predicted model, not a curated record.
AUGCUCGGCCUCGAUAUUGCGGCGAAGCGGAAACGCAAGAUCUCAGAUUACCCGUACCGGCUGGAAUACCGGACACGAUGGAGCGACAACGACGUCUUCGGGCACAUGAACAACCCGUACUACGGCGUCCUGUGUGACAGCGUGGCGAACCAGUACCUGAUCGAGCGGUGCGGGUACUCGAUGCACCGGUCCCCGCAGGCCGCCAUCAUCGCCCACACCUACUUCGACUACUUCGGCAGCGUCGAGUACCCGGGCGUGCUGGACGUGGGGCUGCGCGUCGCCAAGCUGGGCAAGUCCAGCGUGCUGUACGAGGUCGGCGUCUUCAAACGCGGAGACCCGCAGGUCAAGGCGGUCGGCGGCAGCAUGCACGUCUGGGUCAGUAAUGAUCAGGGUGUGCUGGGGAGGCCGGCCCCCGAGGGCAUGCCGGCCCAUGUGAGGCGUGCGUAUGAGGCGUUGGUGGAGCCCGGGGGAAAGGUGGAGGGAGAGGUCGAUGGGCAGAAGAAGGAUGGAGGGAAGACCAAGGCAAAGCUGUGA